This is a messenger RNA of Parasteatoda tepidariorum (common house spider), 775 nucleotides long. RefSeq names its product DAZ-associated protein 2. NCBI's taxonomy places the organism in Eukaryota, Metazoa, Arthropoda, Arachnida, Araneae, Theridiidae. The record is from RefSeq and is a predicted model, not a curated record.
GAAAGCAUUGACAUCAGUUGUAAGGCAACCCUAGGAGAUCCCAAAACUCGGAAAUUUCUGUUGUGUAUGUAAACUUUGUAAGUAAAGGGAAAGUUUUUUGCGUAUUUGAUAACAAAUACGAUCAUUGCACAUGAAUCUAUGUCAUCUGAUAAGAAAGAAUAUCCAGUAGUAGGGGGUUCAGCCCCUACUGCCCCAGCCUACAUUAGUGUUCCCAGUGCAGGCACUCAUCAAGUGACCAUGACCAGUCCAUAUCCUGGUUAUCCUCCUCCAGCAUAUUCUUCUCCCGCUUAUCUGCCUUCAUCAGCACCAACAUAUUUGCCAGCUACAUAUGCAGCUGCUCCUUUACAACCUCAUCUUCCAUAUGGCACAGUCAGUGUUGCUCCAAAUAUCACAGCAUUUGGUGUGCAGCCUACAUAUUUACCACAAUUAACUCAAGUCUAUUCACCGAGACCAGGCACUGUUUAUGUCCCUGCUGCUGCAGCUUAUGACGCUAGCGCACGCUUUGAUGGGCACAGCAUGCCUGUUGUACCCCCUCCACCUCCAGGGGUGGCGCCAAAUGCUGCUCAACUGGCAAUGAUGCAAGGGAAUCCGGUGGUGCUAAGCCAACAGAAAAACAGCUUUUUGACCGGUGGAAGUGGUGCAGGUUACACCUUCUGGUAGAGGACCAAAAAGGAGCAGGGCUCACCUCUUUUCUAGCCAAGCUGCAAUGAUUGGGCACUGUUGUUGAUGACAUCUUAUAUGCAAUGCAUUUUUUUAAAACAACCUUUUUUCUUAA